GCUGAGCGUAGAAUUGUUGAAACAGAAGAGAUAUUAGGCAUGAGGAUGUGGAGAGAGAGAACCUUGAUAGUGUUAGUAUUUCUACUUCACCAAAUAGACGGAGAAGAUGGUUGCCCCGUCUCUUCCUGUGGCAAAAUCAUCAACAUAUCUAUCCAUUCCGAUUGAAAGGAGACCCAAAAGUGUGCGGUCGGUAUGAGUUAUCUUGUAAAAACAAUAUAACGGUGUUAUCUCUGUUCUCUGGAACAUUUCGUGUGGAGGCUAUCAACUACAAUAAUUUCACAAUCCGAGUGGCGGAUCUUGGACUUCAACCCACAAACUGCUCCUCCCUUCCUCGCUAUUCUUUGUCUCCCACCAAUUUCACUGAUUUUUACCUAGACGACGCCUUGGAUGGCUACCACCAACAAUAUUAUUAUGAAGAGGGAUAUGUUUACGAGCAUAUAAUGUUUUUGGAUUGUAGUGAUCGAGUGAGUGGGAACCGUAAGUAUGUGGAUACUGGUGGAUGCGUGAAUUGGGAGUCCAAAGGUUACAUAUACGCUAUGGCUGUUGGUGACCUAUUAUUAGCAGAGGACAUAGAAGUUGGUUGUGAUGUAAAGCUGCUUGCUCCCACAUCUUGGUGGGGUUUGAAAACAAAUGAAUAUUCCUAUGCCACCAUCCACACAGCGCUAUUUUAUGGAUUUCAGCUUUCAUGGAUUCGUCUCGCCUGUCAUGAUCGUUGUUCAGAUUAUUAUUAUGACUGCCAUUUCCAUUCUUCCAGCAAGAAGCUUCAAUGCCAGAGUGACGGGAAACCUUCGAGGCUGCGGCAUUCUUUACAGGUGGCUAUUAAUAGUAUCAUAAAAGGAUUUUUUAUAGCAAUAUUUAGACCAAAGCAAUAUGUUGGAAUUUCUUUGUCUGACUAUGAUGACAUUGAGUAUGAACCACGAUUAGUUAAUCUGGGAAAGUGUGUUGCAUACUUCAUAGUUAGAUAUGUUGCUGGCACCAUAUUGUUUUUUGUCUUUUUGGUAUACAAAUGGAGAAGAAGACAUUCGUCAGUAUAUGAAAGUAUUGAAAAUUAUUUAGAGCAAAAUAGCUUGAUGCCUAUUCGAUACUCAUACAAGGAGAUUAAGAAGAUGGCCAAAGGUUUCAAUGAAAAGUUGGGUGAAGGAGGUUAUGGUUCUGUAUUCAAGGGAAAGUUGCGAAGUGGACCUUGUGUUGCCAUAAAAGUGUUACGAAAAUCGAAAGGUAAAGGAGAAGAUUUUAUCAAUGAAGUUGCAACAAUUGGAAGAAUACAUCAUCAAAAUGUAGUGCAUUUAAUUGGAUAUUGUGCUGAGGGCUCAAAACGUGCUUUUGUUUAUGAGUUCAUGCUCAAUGGAUCUCUUGAUAAAUUUAUAUUUUCUAAAGAAGGAAAUCUACAUUUAACCUAUGACACAAUACAUGAUAUAGCAAUUGGAGUAGCACGUGGAAUUUCAUAUCUACAUCAUGGGUGUGAGAUGCAGAUUUUGCAUUUUGACAUCAAACCCCACAACAUUCUACUUGAUGAAAAAUUCACCCCAAAGAUAUCUGAUUUUGGAUUGGCAAAACUAUAUUCAACAGAUAAAAGUGUUGUGACUAUGACAACAGCAAGAGGAACAAUUGGCUACAUGGCUCCAGAGUUGUUUUAUAAAAAUGUCGGAAGAAUAUCACAUAAGUAUGAUGUUUAUAGCUUUGGAAUGUUUUUGAUGGAAAUAGCAAGCAAGAGGAAAAACCUAAACCCCCAUGCAGAGCAUUCAAGCCAACUUUACUUUCCCUUUUGGAUUUAUGAUCAACUUGAUAAAGGGAAAGAUAUAGAAAUGGAAGAUGUCACCGAGAAUGAGAACAAAAUUGUAAAAAAGAUGAUCAUAGUUUCACUUUAGUGUAUACAAUUGAAACCAAAUGAUCGCCCUGCCAUGAAUAAAGUAGUAAAAAUGUUUGAAGGAGAUAUUACAAACCUAAAAUUACCUCCAAAGCCUUCUUUGUAUCCACAUGAAACAUUGGAAGAUGGUGAAAGAAUAUCCUCUCACCAAACAACAUUGUCUGACUUUGUUGGUUCUUCAAGUUAUCCAAUGAAGAUUGUCUCAAAUAUUCCCGUAGAUGAAAGUAUUUGAUAAUGUAUAUUAUUUAUUCGCAUCCAACUUAUUUGACUUGAACAUUUUUCCUCUGUAAUGUUUACAUUGUGUGACUUAUUUUUAUACUUCAUACUUUAAAUAUUAUGAUUUACCAAAUUUAAA
This is a messenger RNA of Vigna angularis (adzuki bean), 2222 nucleotides long. RefSeq names its product rust resistance kinase Lr10-like. Gene Ontology annotation, biological process: protein phosphorylation. Gene Ontology annotation, molecular function: ATP binding; protein kinase activity. Bases 441 to 1868 code for a protein of 475 amino acids. The transcript is spliced from 4 exons. The record is from RefSeq and is a predicted model, not a curated record. Lineage: Eukaryota; Viridiplantae; Streptophyta; Magnoliopsida; Fabales; Fabaceae.